CGCCAACAAUAGCGAAGGAGUGGGGACAAUCUGCAUUUUUUAAAGGAUUGUUUUCUAAGCAAACAAAUGAAGACUGAAGUACUUAUAUAUUAAUUUUUAAUAGUAGAAAAGUUUAAUUCUCUUUCAAUCGUGCUAUUGGAAAUCAAUCUCGUAUUUCAAUAUAUUUAAGUUUAUGUAGUGCAGUGUAUAAUACAUUCUGCGUGCGCAUUUAGUGCAAACCAGUGCAAACGAAAGUGUCCAUGAUACUUGUAAGACCAAGAUGUCAAAUCGAGUAAUUUUUGCUGUACUAAUUGGCAUUUGUGUAAGUUUAUGCGAAAUUAAAGCUUAUGCCAAUGAAGAUGAAUACGAAGAUGGAGAUAGGAUUAAUUUGUUGGAUGUAGUUCAAAACUAUGCUAUAAAUUAUAAAGAGAAUCGCAGAGAAGUAGAUGAUUUUGAGAAUUGGACAGGACGUUGGAUGCCUGAUAGACCACAGGAUCCUGCACCACCACCAAAAGUUAUAUCUCAGAAAAAUGAAACAUCUGGAAGUAAUAGUGAAACUCAUAUGUCUCAUACAGUUCCAAUGGGUUUUAACAUUAGCGAUUGUGAUGAUGGAAAGACUAACUUGACAGUUGAUUGGGACAAUUCAGAAGUAAAUUAUACUUGUUAUGGACAAAAAAUUGUACCUUCCUAUCAGAUUGAGCCCCUGAUAUACUGUGAAAAAAUUCCAAAAGCAUAUAAGGCUGCUCACAUAUGUAUGCAUAAAAAAAUCAAAUACGUUGACGACAUACCCUUGUAUGGUAGUCACAGACCUGUAUGGCCAGUGUACGGAGAGUACAAAUUUGUGCCACCUCAAAGAUGGGUUCAUAGCUUGGAGCAUGGUGCAGUAGUCAUGUUAUACCAUCCAUGCGCCAAUCCAUAUGAAGUAAAAAUUCUGAAAACUCUAGUUAAGAAUUGUCUUCGAAGAUAUAUAGUUACUCCGUACAAUCUGUUGGAUGAGGAUCGCCCUCUAGCACUGCUCACGUGGGGAUGCCGUCUAACAAUGUCCUAUGUAAAUCCAGCUGUUGUGCGAAAGUUUAUAAAGAAGAAAGCUUUGCACGGACCUGAACGUAUAUCUGCUAAUGGUGGUUUCUCUGAAGGUCUUCUGCGAAAAUCUGCUAUAGUUACGGAUCGCAACGACACUAUACUGUGUCCAAACGCAUAAAGACGAUCAAUGUAAUAAUGCACGCAACUUACCCCAUUAUGAAUCUUCAUUAACGUACAAUACUGCGCUAUCCGAUUUUGUGUUUGUAUGUUUCUAUUUUAAAUUAUUACUUUAAUGUUCGCAGCAGAGAUGUUCUAUUUUCCUACCAUUAAUGUUCCUAAUUUAAUUAAAAGAAUCUUAAAAAUGCAAUGUGUGAAAAAUACAGUAAUAAAGUAAUUGUGUAUGCUUAAACCGUGACUAUUAUAAGCAUAUCAUGCCCUCUUUGCCCGCCCAAGUACUCAAUAAAUUGAACAUCUACUGUUGGAUAAAAAUCAUAAAUCGUUCGCGUGGAAGAUAUUUAUAAGUUUACUUCCAAUUUCAAAAUGUACAUUUUACAGUAGUAUCUUUAAAAUGAAUUAUUUUAUCAUUAAUUAAUGUAAUGGCUUCACCAUGGGACAUCGCCGCUCUUUAUAUUUCCAAGGGUGGAAAGUAGUGUCAUUCUCUUAUGCUUGACUAAUUCAAGCGCUAAAUACAAGAGGUGUUACGAUUCUUUAUUGUCUACGUUGCGCUAAAGCCAGGGUUAAUGUCGAAUAAGUGUCAUGUAUUUACAAGAGAUUUUUAAUGCGGCUUUGCAUAUUCAUUAUCGCUCGAUCGGACGUAAUUUAGCAUUCAAUUCGUAUCGAAUAAAUCGUAUCGAGGGAGAUCGACGAAUGCGUAUAUUGUCCAUCGAGUUAUAUUGUAAAUUCAAAUAAAUAUGAAAAACCUUAACGAAUUGAAGCUAAAGAGGAAUAUUAGGUCUUAGCAGAGUCUACGGUCCCAUGGGAAAGAUGUGAUCAUACCUGGGUGCAUUUAAUAAUAGAAGAUAUAUAUAUAUAUAUAUACAUAUAUGUUAUAUGUAAUAUUUAAAUAUAUAUAUACAUAUAUA
This is a messenger RNA of Cephus cinctus (wheat stem sawfly), 2084 nucleotides long. RefSeq lists its product as uncharacterized. The coding region runs from base 260 to 1180 and encodes 306 amino acids. The record is from RefSeq and is a predicted model, not a curated record. Gene Ontology annotation, cellular component: cytoplasm. Lineage: Eukaryota; Metazoa; Arthropoda; Insecta; Hymenoptera; Cephidae. The transcript is spliced from 7 exons.